CAUAAUCUGGAACAUUAGUGGCCGAGCGCCUAUGAACGGGCAAGAUGCUUUGAGGAGAACUUGUCUUCUUACAAGUGAACGUUACCUUCGACUGCUUGAUAUUCGAACUUUUGACAGCUUGAGUUAAUGGCAGGACAGGCAAGGGUUAUCCUCACCGGUGCGGGUGGCGGUAUCGGCCUCGCGAUUUGUACGAUUCUCCUGGAAGAGUUUGGCGCCAAGGUGGUUGCGAUCGAUAUCAAUGUGAGCGAUGCUCUGAAAGCGCUGAAGGAGAAGCACCCGGAGUCGUUGCAGAUCGUGCAUGGGGAUAUCACCAAGCCUGAGACGUCACUCGAAGCGCUCAAGCUUGAGCCUUCGCCUACAGCGCUGAUGCUCAACGCCGGCGUGUGCGAGCUCGUGCCCAUCGCCUCGUCCACCCCCGCCCACUGGUCAAAAGUGUUCAACGUCAACGUGCUCGCUCUGCUGAACACGCUCAUCCCGGCCGUGCCCGCGCUGAGGGAGAACAAGGGACGGGUGGUGUUCACCAGCUCGAGCGCGGCGACGAAGAGGCGGGGCGCGUGGGCGAGCUAUAACGCUAGUAAGGCGGCUGAGAACGCGAUUGCUAGGACGUUCGCUACUGAGGAACCUGAUAUCACUUCCAUCGCCGUCUGCCCUGGGAUGGCUGACACUGGGAUGGUAGAGCGUAUCAGAGGUAAAAUGGGAGCCAGCGCGAUGAAGCCGGAUGAUCAUCAGUUCUUCGUCGACGCAAAGAAGAACAUGAUCAACCCGAAGGACUGCGGUUACGUGCUGGCGAAUCUUGCUAUUAACGGUGCGCAUGAGCUGAGUGGAGAGUUCUUUACGUGGGAUAGUCCACAAGGAGCGCCUUACAAGCGGUCUGAGUAGACUGCAGCUGUAGAAUAAGUGGACCUGGGAGUGUUCAAAUAAUAAUAAUGAC
Messenger RNA from Dacryopinax primogenitus, 931 nucleotides. RefSeq names its product NADP-binding protein. Gene Ontology annotation, molecular function: oxidoreductase activity, acting on NAD(P)H, oxygen as acceptor. The transcript has 6 exons. Lineage: Eukaryota; Fungi; Basidiomycota; Dacrymycetes; Dacrymycetales; Dacrymycetaceae. Gene Ontology annotation, cellular component: intracellular anatomical structure. Bases 127 to 879 code for a protein of 250 amino acids. The record is from RefSeq and is a predicted model, not a curated record.